This is a messenger RNA of Cynoglossus semilaevis (tongue sole), 4261 nucleotides long. RefSeq names its product zDHHC palmitoyltransferase 11 (gene zdhhc11). Gene Ontology annotation, cellular component: Golgi apparatus; endoplasmic reticulum. The record is from RefSeq and is a predicted model, not a curated record. The transcript is spliced from 10 exons. Gene Ontology annotation, biological process: protein targeting to membrane; peptidyl-L-cysteine S-palmitoylation. NCBI's taxonomy places the organism in Eukaryota, Metazoa, Chordata, Actinopteri, Pleuronectiformes, Cynoglossidae. Gene Ontology annotation, molecular function: protein-cysteine S-palmitoyltransferase activity. The coding region runs from base 1601 to 2881 and encodes 426 amino acids.
AGUAAAAUGAAUCUGAGUGUAACAUGAUUAUUGUUGUGUAUGUGUAAUGAAAUCAGACUCUGAUGCAGAAGUAAAACACAGUCUAUCUGAUUGCACUUCUCUCUUGAGCUACAAGUACACACUGCUGUUACUAAAUGCUAUGCAGACAUGGUUGUUUUGACGACUGGGAGAAGUGACGGUUACUGGGAAGCAUAGAUAUGGAAGAUGCAAAUGUGGAGCAAUUUGGACUCUAAAACCUAGUACUGUAAAAGGCUUUUUGUCACAGCACAGACAAAUGUGUUAAAUGAGGCUUAUGGGACAUGGCUGUGACCGUAGAUAUGCUUUUAGGCUGCAUAUGAAAAUAGAAUAAUCUUUUGCAUUUUUACAUAUCAACCAAGAGGUAUUAGUAGACAGUUUCCAUGAUGUCUCACUGUGACAUUGAAAGCAUCACUGUACAGCAGACAUGUCCAAACUAUUCCUCAAAGGGCCAUGUGGCUGUAGGAUUUUGCUCCAAUCAACCAUGAGCACAGAGUUUUGACCCCCACUGUACAGUAAUGAAUUUUAAUAUGUCGCUCAAACACUGAAGCUACGAUACCAAAAAAAACCCAAAAACUUUUUAAAUCAUUAAAUUUGUACUGACUCAACAUAAAGUCAAUGUGAUCAAUCAACAAGGACGAGAUGUCGAGAAAGAGCAUGAAAAGGUAUCUUACGUGUUUAAGAAGUAAUUUUACUGCAGCAAAAGUUCUCGGUGCUACUACAACUGACACCUGACUUAUUGCCAAUCUUGUUUUCUAGAGCCAUAGAAACCUAAAUAAAAAAAAACAGUUUCAUGCUCUUACGCUGAAGUAAUCAUUUGGUAAAAUUGUAAAAUAUAUUUUGCUUUUCCAAUGUGCAGAACAAACAAACAGAAAGAUAAAUACAUGCAUAAACGGAAGCAGGUAAUGAGGAGGACAUCCUGGAAUGAGGAAAAACGGUUGAGAUAUUAUCAAAUACAGAAUGUAAAGAUGACCAGAAGAGGGCAGUAAUGCAACAAAAUGAUGUCAAUCCCCCGUGUCCCUGUGUGAAGAGCCAAUGAUUAACGCAACACCGUAUGUCGGUCAAAGACUGUUAAAAUAAACGCAGUUUAGUGAUAAAGAUGAAUGACAAUGACAGAAAACACACUUAAGAACAUAAUUAAAUAACUUCAAUGAGUUCAAUCAAAUCUCUGGGCGAUUUAAGAUGUAAAACUGGGAAGACUAAGAGGAGAUGGACGGUGCCUGCUGUGCCGUGAGCAGAGCCUGUACUGCGCAUGUGCGGCGGUUCAGUUACCAUAGCGGUGCGUUGCGACCUGCUGAGUGAGUUGAUUUUUCAACUUCUGAGUCCUGUGCUUCGACGAAACAAACCCGACUACGAUGAAUGAUUCAACUUCUCACCGUGUGAACGGCUGCCAUUCCACCGACAACCUGUUGAUUUUUAUUAAUCCCACUUUUUAACGACCUGCCCUGCUGACAUCUUAUGUCUAAGAGAUCUGAGAGAUGGGAAUCAUCAACCGUUUUUUAAAAAGAAAAGAACCUGAGUUUUUACUUUAAAUUCGUUUUAGUUUAAUUUUAUACUUUGAAAAUCAUCAUUUUCCACUUCAACGAUGGAUUGUUUCAGUCAAAGGUGGAGACGCACAUCUCCCAUGCAGGGCAGCAGCAGCAGGAACGAGCUGGUGCCCUCUAAGACACCCAGGAUGAACGGCUGGUCGUGGCCACCUCAGGUCUUCCAGGUGCUGGGCUGGCUGGUCUUUGGCUACCUGGCCGUGGUCAGCUUUGGCAUCUAUAUACCCCUGCUACCCCGGCCGUGGAACCACGUGCUCUACUCUCUCAUGGGAAUAGCAUUUGCCGUUCACUUCUUCACCCACAUUGCUGCUGUUACUAUAGACCCAGCCGACGCCAGCGUCAGGGCCAAGCACAGUUAUUCUAGUCCGAUGCCCGUCUUUGAUCGGACGAAGCAGUCACAUGUCAUCCAGGACCUUCACUGUUACCUGUGUGAUGUCAACGUGGGGCCGAAAGUUAAACACUGUGGAGUUUGUAACAAAUGUGUGGAAGACUUUGAUCACCACUGCAAAUGGCUGAACACCUGCAUCGGUGGAAGAAACUACCACUGCUUCUUCGUAGCCCUGUCCUCUGCUACAGUAGGGGCCUUUCUGCACGUGGCCGUCAUCCUGUUUAUUUUUAUUCAGCAUUACUUGGACCCGAAGAUUCUACGGACUGCUCCACAGUUUGAAAGUGUCCUGGGGAACGGCACCUGGCUGGCGUUCAUACCAUUAGCACCAGUAAAGACAAGUUCAGCUGGACUUCUCAUACUGGCCUUCCUAACAGUGAUACUGAGCGCCAUCUGCCUGCUGCUGCUGUGUCAUCUGCUGGGUUUUCACUUUUAUUUAUUUUUCAAAGGAAUAAGCACAUAUGAUUAUGUCAAAAUGCAGCGACAAAAAGAGUCCAGAAGCCGAGACCCCGAAACAGGAAAAGCCAACGAUGCCAAUGACAAAAACCCAAAGAACCAAAGCAGCAGAAUGGACCGUGAACCCACUCCCUUGCAAAGUUCAAGUAAAGAUCCAGUCAGCUGCCGCAUGUCAGGAUGUACAGAAGUAAGCUCUUCAUAUUGUCACCCAACAACCUCAUACUGUCGAUGUUUUUAUGACAAUGUGAUUUUGACCACGUGCCGUUCAAACAAGUUGGAACACAUCAGGAAAUCAGCAGAGAAGAAGGACAGUUUUCACUACGGCACAGGACACACCACAGAGACCACGGCCAAAGAUAACAAAAGCUGGAAGUCCGAUGACAGUGAAGAAGAACCAAACCCCAGCAGGAAGUCAGUCGACAGUGUUCCCGGAAUGCAAGACCCACUGGGCAGCUCCGUGAUGACUGCAGAUGAUACGUAAAAAGGAGUUUUUCUGGAAGACGGACAUUUAUUUUAAUGACACGUUAUGAAACUGAGGCACACAGACUGAUUGAUGUGGUUCUGUUACUGUGUUUUUAUGACAGAUUAAUUAUUUAAAGCAUUUUUAUCACACGAAUUGUCACAGAGCUAUUGUUCUCUCCUGUUUACUGUGCUGUAGAUUGUAUUUCUUUUUUACCACUGAGAUUUUCACUAAGUGUGACCAGGAGGGAAAGGUAAGGUGAAGAAGUUUGGAGGCAAAUAAGAGACAAACGAGAGAAAAUGAAAAUGACAAAGCAGAAGAUGAUGAAGAUCAUGCUAUGACAUUACCCUGUGUUUGAAUCAGCCCGAGUCCAACUAAAACGUUAUGUGUAUUUUGGCAUCCAGCUAACAGAUCAGUCAGUUCUCUGUUGUUGUUUUUUUAACUGUGGAUGUUACGUCCUUAUCAGUGUUCAGUGACUGUUUUGUAUUUGAUAGUAAACAAUGUAAACACUCAACAUGUGCACAGUUCAUUCUGUUUUUCACAUACACUUACUCAGUGGCAUGUUUACAAAGUAGUGUUUAAAAAAAUAGAAAUAUUUAAUCUAGUACAGUAAAUAUUCUAGCAGAGUAUAGUGUAUUAUAGUGUAUUGUAUUACUACUAUUACUACAACUUUUUUAGUAGUGGUUUAAAAGCAGUCUGUUUAUUUACUUAAUAUGAAUGUGCGUAUAAACAUUAAACCACACAGCGGCGCUGUUGGACCAGUUGAACAAGAGCAUGACGCCAUAGACUCAGGCGUCUCACAAUGACAACAAUCCCACUCGGUGGACAUUUAAUCGUAUUUGUUACGAGUACAUGCAAUUUUAACGCUAUUUUCUCUAUGAUUUUAUUUUUAGUAUUAGAUCCAGGAGCAUGAAUAUGAGUUUACAUAUCCAUCCACCAACAGCCACGGUACAAACACUGGUUACGUAACGCAUUCAAGUAGUGUGCAUUCAGGGAGGUCCAGGAGGCAGUUAAAAGUAAAAUAAUUCACAAUAAUAUCUUGAUUUACGUACAUAAGGACACAAUAAUUAUUAUUUUCAAAUUCCGAAAAUGACAACUGAUUAUUUUGAGGCCAUUUUGUAUCACAAAUGUCCCCAGAUGUUUUUACAGAUGUUUUUUUAGCAAUUGUCUGCUGGACAACAGUGGCACUGUUGCCCAAAACAAUAUUUUAUCGGUAGUUUUCAAAAUGUAAUACAGGAAAUACUUCUUUGAUAUGGUUGUCAAACAGAGAAUGCGGCUCUUCCUGUCUUACCUCUAGAGGGUGCCAGAUAUGCAGCGUAUCCUGUAACUACCAACUGUCAAUUUACUUCAACUAAUAAAUGACCAGGCCAUCAGUUCAAAUCAUAUUGUCAUAUCACCAAC